This is a messenger RNA of Pollicipes pollicipes, 1934 nucleotides long. RefSeq names its product chaperonin containing TCP1 subunit 4 (gene CCT4). The record is from RefSeq and is a predicted model, not a curated record. Gene Ontology annotation, molecular function: ATP binding; ATP hydrolysis activity; ATP-dependent protein folding chaperone. Gene Ontology annotation, biological process: protein folding. NCBI's taxonomy places the organism in Eukaryota, Metazoa, Arthropoda, Thecostraca, Pollicipedomorpha, Pollicipedidae. The transcript has 12 exons. The coding region runs from base 153 to 1763 and encodes 536 amino acids.
UCUACCCAAAUUGUGUGGUUGGGAGUGACCGCGCGGUGAGGUUCCUCGUGGAAACGGGCGUCGUUGGAGAGGGUAUUGGAGUACGUGUGACUAGUCAGUGAUCUAGGUCUAAAGCUGUAUAUUCCAUCAAUCAAAGUGAAUUAUCCAUCAUCAUGGUCCAACCUGCAAAGGCUGCCAAAAUGAAUCAGUCGUCAAACAAGCAAGCCGCAUUCAAAGACAAGACGAAACCGGCGGAAAUUAGAAGCAGCAGUAUUACGGCCGCCAAAGCUGUUGCUGAUGCCAUCAGGACAAGCUUAGGACCAAAAGGAAUGGAUAAAAUGAUUCAAGAACCUAAAGGUGAUGUAACAAUCACAAAUGAUGGAGCAACAAUCCUGCAACAAAUGAAGCUAGCACACCCUGCAGGAAAAAUGCUGGUGGAGCUGUCGAAGGCGCAGGACGCCGAGGCCGGCGACGGCACCACGUCUGUGGUGAUCCUGGCCGGAGCCCUGCUGGACGCCUCUCAGAAGCUGCUUGAGCGGGGCAUCCACCCCACGGCCAUCUCGGAGGCCUUCCAGGCGGCCGGCCAGAAGUGCACCGAGAUCCUGUCCGAUAUGGCCACGCCCGUCGAGCUGUCGGACCGCGACAGCCUGCUGAAGUCGGCCGCCACCUCGCUCAACUCCAAGGUUGUGCACCAGCACGCGGGGACGCUGGCCGCCACCUCUGUUGAUGCCGUCCUCAGCGUCGUCGACCCGACCAAGGACACCAACGUCGACCUCAAGGACAUCAAGAUCAUGAAGCGGCUGGGCGGCGUGGUGGAGGACACGGAGCUGAUAGACGGCGUGCUCUUCGACCAGAAGGGCGGCGGCUUUGGCGGCCCCACCCGCGUGGACAAGCCCAAGAUCGGCCUCAUCCAGUUCUGCAUCUCGCCUCCCAAGACUGACAUGGACAACCAGGUGGUGGUGUCCGACUACGCGGCCAUGGACCGCGUGCUGCGCGAGGAGCGCCAGUACCUGCUGAACAUCGUCAAACAGAUCAAAAAGGCCGGCUGUAAUGUGCUGCUGGUGCAGAAGUCCAUCCUCAGGGACGCCGUCAGCGACCUGGCGCACCACUUCCUGGCCAAGAUGAAGAUCAUGGUGGUGAAGGACGUGGAGCGCGAGGACGUGGAGUACGUGUGCAAGAGCCUGAACAUCCGGCCGGCGGCCUCGCUGGACCACUUCACGGCCGACGUGCUGGGCUCGGCCGAGCUGGCCGAGGAGACGCAGGCCGGGCCGAGCAAGAUGGUCAAGAUCACGGGCAUCCAGAACCGCGGCCGCACCGUCACUGUGCUGCUGCGCGGCAGCAACAAGCUGGUGCUGGAGGAGGCCGACCGCUCCCUGCACGACGCCCUCUGCGUUAUCCGGUGCCUGGUCAAAAACAGGGCGCUGAUCGCGGGCGGCGGCGCGCCAGAGAUGGAGAUGACGCUGCGUCUCUCCGAGUUCUCGCACUCUCUCACCGGCGUGGAAGCCUACUGUUUCCGGGCGUUCGCCGAGGCCAUGGAGAUCAUCCCGUACACGCUGGCCGAGAACGCCGGCCUCAACCCGAUCGCCACCGUCACCGAGCUGCGCAACCGACACGCCAAGGGCGAGAAGAACGCUGGCAUCAACGUGCGACGUGGCAAGAUCACCAACAUCUUGGAGGAGAACGUGGUCCAGCCGCUGCUGGUGUCCGUGUCGGCCAUCACGCUGGCCGCCGAGACCGUCUGCUCCAUACUCAAGAUCGACGACGUGAUCAACGUGGUCAACUGAGGCGUGGCCGGAGCUGCUGCCGUGGCUGCUGGCGUCGCCGACUCCACCCAUGUUGCCGUGUGAUUCGUCGCCUCUGUUGGGGCCGCACGGCGCCCUAACCGGCCCGUAUUGAUUAACGUUACUCUUUCUGCACGUCAUCGCGCGCUGUCCUUAAUACAGUGUAACACACUA